Messenger RNA from Triplophysa rosa, 1615 nucleotides. It is a transcript of the gene cetn2, whose product is annotated as centrin, EF-hand protein, 2. The record is from RefSeq and is a predicted model, not a curated record. Bases 107 to 625 code for a protein of 172 amino acids. Lineage: Eukaryota; Metazoa; Chordata; Actinopteri; Cypriniformes; Nemacheilidae. Gene Ontology annotation, molecular function: calcium ion binding. Gene Ontology annotation, biological process: nucleotide-excision repair; centriole replication; mitotic cell cycle. The transcript is spliced from 5 exons. Gene Ontology annotation, cellular component: centrosome; centriole.
GCCACUGGCCGAACGAGGCUGAAUCCAGCUCGUCACGAAUAUUCAUAACAAAUCCUUCACCAUAGUAGUAUUAAUAAAUUCUCCUUGUGGGCUUCUCUCGAUUACGAUGGCCACCAGUCCCAAAAGACCCUCACUGGGUGCCGUGGCCCCUCGUAAAAAAGCCAGUCCAAAGCCUGAACUGACGGAGGAGCAAAAACAGGAGAUUCGAGAGGCUUUCGAGUUGUUUGACACUGACGGCUCUGGUUACAUUGAGGUGAAGGAGUUAAAGGUGGCCAUGCGUGCUCUGGGAUUUGAGCCUAAAAAAGAGGAAAUCAAGAAAAUGAUCGCAGAGGUGGACAAAGAUGCUACUGGAAAAAUCUCUUUCAUUGAUUUUCUCUCAGUGAUGACUCAAAAAAUGGCAGAAAAGGACUCCAAGGAAGAAAUUCUAAAGGCAUUCCGGCUGUUUGAUGACGACGAGACAGGGAAAAUAUCCUUCAGGAAUCUAAAGAGAGUUGCCAAAGAACUCGGGGAAAACCUGACAGAUGAGGAGCUACAGGAAAUGAUUGAGGAAGCAGACAGAGAUGGUGAUGGAGAAGUUAACCAGCAAGAAUUUCUGCGCAUUAUGAAGAAAACAAGUUUGUACUGAAAGUCACUGUAAGCACAGAAGUCUGAUCAACAGAAUUUUAAUUCUAAAGAUUUUUAGAAUUUUAGCUUUAUGCACCAUUGAUGUACCAUUCCAAAACCUAGAUGCCUAAUCCCAGAGGUCAUUUAAGAUCUCGGUGUGUUUGCCAAACAUCAAAGACGUCAGCCGUUUACAGACUAUAUUCUCAGAUCUUAAAGGAAUAGAUCACCCAAAAAUGACAAUUCUGUCAUCAUUUACUCAUAAUCAAGUUGUUCCAAAACUGUGUCAAUUUUUUGUUCUCCAGAACACAAAAGAAGAUAAUUUAAAGAACGUGGGAUACUAAACAGUUCUGGGGCACCAUUGACUACAAUGGUGUUUUUUUCCCCUACUAUGGAAGUCAAUAGUGCCCCAGAACCGUUUGGUAUCAAACAUUUUUCUUAAUAUCAUUCUUUGUGUUCAGCAGAACAACUAAUUUAAACAGGAUUAGAACAACUUGAGGGUGAGUAAAUAACAACAGAAUUUUCAUUUUUGGGUGAACUAUUCCUUUAAAGAUAUAAACAAACUGUAGCACACAACAGCAGUUGUAGUGAUUGAAUCGUAUAAUGUAGAAUACACUCAGAUAUUCUUUACCUUUGUGUUUAUGCCUUAGGGAUGGUUGAUAUAAAAAUAUUUUAGAAAUAAUCACCGAUUACACUAUCCUGAACCUGUUUAUGAUUGUUAAAACAAGUUGACAAUUUCUUCUGUUACCUUUAGCAUCAAUAUGUUGUAUGCAGCAUGCCGUAUGAUACUGUAUGCUUUCAGGGAUUUAAACUAUACUGUAUCCCUUCUCUGUGCCUCAGUCUGAUAAGAGGAAAGUUCUGCUAUUUUAGUGAAUUUCGUGUGAUUCUGUGAUUAUAUUUUUGUAAUUUCUGUUUUUGCACCCUCAAAUUAGUUUCAGAUGUCUUGUAUACGAGUAUAAUUGAGAUGCUAUUUAAAAUUAUUAAUGAAACUAAAUUAAAUAGUGUUUGUUACUGA